AUGUGGAGCUCAAGGAAGGCUCCAACGACGAGACUUUGGGACAUUAUUGUCAUCACAUUAGUUAUAACAUUAAAUUUUAAGUUAAGUUUAGUUUCAGCAGGGAACGAAUUAUGGCCAUCUGAAAGGCCGAAUGGAAUGCCAAAUAUAGUCUCAUUAGAAGUGAUGUGUGCAAAAGAUCACAUGGAUGUUCAUCUGACAUUUUCACAUCCGUUUGAAGGAAUUGUGAGUUCGAAGAAUCAACAUAGUGAUCCUCGCUGCAUCUAUGUGCCACCAUCAUCAGGAAAGACAUUCUUCUCAUUCCGCAUUUCUUAUUCACGUUGCGGUACAAAGCCUGACUUGAAUGGACAAUUUUAUGAGAACACGGUUGUAAUUCAAUAUGACAAAGAUUUACUCGAAGUUUGGGACGAGGCGAAAAGAUUACGUUGUGAAUGGUUCAAUGAUUAUGAAAAAACAGCUUCAAAGCCGCCGAUGGUUAUUGCCGAUCUUGACGUUAUUCAGCUGGACUUUAGAGGUGAUAAUGUUGAUUGUUGGAUGGAAAUACAGCAUGGAAAGGGGCCAUGGGCACCACCUGUAAGCGGAAUUGUUCCACUUGGUUCAACAUUGACGCUUGUGGUCGCAAUCAAUGACUUCAAAGGAGAAUUCGAUAUGCGCGUGAAAUCAUGUGCUGCAUCUGACGGAGCUGGUCAUGUCAUUAAACUCUCAGAUGAAUAUGGAUGUGUCUUAAGGCCGAAAAUGAUCUCAAAAUUCCUCAAAGCUAGAGCGCCAGAUGAGCGUGCAACUGUUAUUACUUAUGCAUUCUUCCAUGCCUUCAAAUUCCCCGAUGCACUUAGUGUUCAUAUAAAAUGUAAAGUAGAAAUUUGUCGACAUGGAUGUCUUGAUCAUUGUCAGGCAAGUGGUGGAAAACAUGAUGGUUUAUUGGACCGAAAAGAUACACUAAUUGAAGCAACAGAAAAUGAACAACAAGAAAAUGCAAUUAAUGAUGACGAAGAUGACAGUAAUGGACAUGAUAUUUUCUAUGAUGACAUAAUUCAUCGACCAAAGGAUAUUCCACCAGCGCCAGUCCAUCAACAUGACAUGGAGAGUGAUAUGGAAGAUAUUGAGUCAUUAUUCUUAAAUAAUAAGCCAUUGAAACCAAGCUAUGCUCCACAACAUCAAUCACCUUCAUCAUUACCACCAAAGCCACGUCAAAAUUAUCCACAAUCUGUACCUCAACCACAGCCACAACAACAACAACAACAACAACAGAAACUUCAAUCAAAAACGGACGAUGAGAAAUUCCCACAUGGACCUAGACAGCUUCAAUAUGCUCAAAAUAGAUUAGGUUUACCAAUUGCUGGACCACGUGCAUUAGACUUAGAUCAAUUAGAGAAGGAACAUCAACAUUCAUUCCCAAAACGUACGAAACGAUCAGUCAAAGUCACAAACAGAAAUGCAAGAAGUGCAGAUGUUGGUGUUAAUGGCUUCUAUGAUGUAAUAUCAGAAGCUGAUAUGCAAUUUACUCCAGAUGGCAAGCAAGAGGCAGUCACAGUAUUCCAAGGUAAAAUAACUGAGGAAGUUGUGUAUGGAAUUUGCAUGCCUGUCCAAGGCUUCAGCAUAAUCUUUAUUCUUGUCAUAUCUGCAACAAUUAUUGCAUCUCUUAUCGCUGGUUCCUUAUUUUAUCGAUAUCAGCUGCAUAAAGAUGAACAAAUAGCUCAGGCACAUUCAUCGCCACUUCAUGGAAUGAAUACAAUCACAAAUUGGAUGACAAUGAGGCUUUUUAGAAUGAAACAUCCACCUGAAAUGCAUCCUCAAAGUGAACCUAUUCCCUCGACAUCAAGUAGCUCAAGACAUAUGGAAACACGACAAUGA
This is a messenger RNA of Chironomus riparius, 1848 nucleotides long. The record is from the annotation of a GenBank genome assembly. Lineage: Eukaryota; Metazoa; Arthropoda; Insecta; Diptera; Chironomidae.